UGUUUACAUUGGGAUUUGGCCAACCGUUGAGGGUGACAGGAUUUGAAAUUACUUUAGCACUGAUGUGCUGGCUGCAACGGACCAUAACGGGGUGCAUUUUAGAACGAACACUUUGCUCAUCGCAAUAGACGCGAGAUAAUGUCAUUCAUGGGUAUUCAUCGUACCCUCCGUUAAGCUAUUCACAAUGAAUCAUGAUUACAGCGAAUCUUUGUUCAGCGCGAAAGUAAGUAUACUCUUCAGAAAAUAGUGAACGUUGUAAUAGAUUAGUCUCGUUUCUAAUGUUAAUGUUAAUCACAUAUUUUGAAAUUGUACACUGCUGGAAUAUAUUAGAAGAUACACUGAUAACGAUUGAUUUCAGAAAUUUAUGUAGAUAGGUACAUGCAUCUUUCCGAGAAUAUAUAAUCGAUUAAAUGUGUAAAAUUCUUAUUUGUCAUUUUUUCCUUUAACGAUCUUAUUUACAUAUAAUGAUCGUUCAUUUAUAUUACGAGCUUGGAUCUUGCGAUAUCGAUCUCAGGAAGCAAUUAAAAUCACUGGUCCGAAUCCUUUAAGAAAAGUACAUACUUGCUUCUUUGAAUCUAUCUUUGUUACGCUUUACGAGUUGGAGGUCAUUGCAAUUUUCUACAAUAAUGAUUGUCAUUACUAUAUAUACUAUAUACAUCCGCUAUGACUAUUUAUCCCUUCUUUAAAAUAACAUGCAUCCUGAUACAAGUAUUUUAUGAAAAAUCAGUGUCCCCAGUAUAUUCGCAAACGAACAAUGAAAAUGCAAACGAGAAUAAUUCUCACCGGUUGUUUUGUGAUCAUGAUUUUUAAUAAUUUUAGCACGAGUGUCAAAGUUUCGUCAAAAGUCGAUUUGGAUUCCAACGAAAAUGAAGAAACAUUAGACAAUCCGACCUUCACGAUCUUAAAUUUAAAAAAAUCUGCUAAUUCACCAGAAUCAAUUUUGCGUACAUCUAAUCCAUCGACAUUAAUCUGGCAUCAGGGAAACGAGUUCGUAAAAGAACCGAGAAAAAGAAGGAUCUAUACAUUGCACGAAAAUUCAGCAAAACAACCAAAAAUAAUCAAUAAUAUUCAAGUCGUUGUGAAUAACAACGAUAGUAUACCAAACGAAAAUUCUUGCAAAUAUAGUAUUUGUAACGUAUCCAUUUCCUCGAAAUCAGACGAAAAAGGAAAUAUUGUCACCGAAGUGUAUUUUAGCAUUAUUACGAAAGCAAAACCGAAUAUUAAGAUUGAUGAUGUUCCAGUAAUCAAUAGUUUUCGAGGUAUCAAUGAGGACUAUGAGCAACCAAUUUUUCAUUCAAUAAAUUCGCCACGUUCAAUAGACGCGCAUUUAUAUUUUAAUAACAUUCCACAGGUUCAAUCUAAUUAUCAUGGGUAUAAUGAGCCCAGAUAUGGACGAACUUUUCGGCAGCCUCAUCAAAUGAAUUGGAAUUAUCAUUUUGGAAAUCAUGAUAACGUGAAAUUUCGAGAUCAUAACACAUGGGUACGAGAUAGACCUAUAGUGGAUGAUAAAAUUGAACCGCCACUUAGCAAGACCAAACUCAGCGACGACACAUAUUAAUUAUAAAAUAAUUUAUUAAAUUGUGUGUAAAACUUUAAUGAUGUAAAU
Molecule: messenger RNA, 1606 nt
Organism: Atta colombica
Lineage: Eukaryota; Metazoa; Arthropoda; Insecta; Hymenoptera; Formicidae
Exons: 3
Coding region: 716-1558 (280 amino acids)
Source: RefSeq, a predicted model, not a curated record